UCUGCGUAAUACCGUUUUCCUGCACAUCGCUUCCGGGUAGGAGUUCAGUUGCGAUACUCUGUUUCUUGAACGUUUGAGUGUUCGGGUUGUUUUUGUCUUGUAGCAGGGCACUGUAAAGUUAUGCACGUAUUUGUGAGAGAUGUUUUCUGUAGAACCACCGUGGUUGCUGUUCCACCAGAAUGGAAGUCAGUGGGGGAUCUUGCAUGUUUCUUCAGCUGUGAGAAAGGAGUUCCUGUUGAGGAUUUCUACGUGAAGUGUAAUGGCCGCUUGGUUACCACUGAUGAGGAACUGCAUCAUGGAGUUGUGUACAUCCUGGAGCCUCGAUUAUGUGGUGGGAAAGGAGGCUUUGGAUCCAUGCUUCGAGCACUUGGUGCACAGAUAGAGAAGACAACAAACAGAGAGGCAUGCCGAGAUUUGAGUGGAAGACGCCUGCGAGAUGUUAACCAUGAAAAAGCGAUGGCUGAAUGGAUAAAGAAACAAGCAGAAAGGGAAGCAGACAGAGAGCAACGAAGGAUAGAAAAACUUAAACGCAAGCUUGCAGAACCGAAACAUUACUUCACUGAUGUACAAUAUGAACAACAGUGUCAUGAACUUUCAGAACGCCUGGAUGAUUCUGUAUUUAAAGGUAUGCAGGCAUCCUGCAGCAGUGUGGUGUCAGCAGGAGAGGGAACUAGUCAAAAGCGUCCAAGUGAAGGGCUGAAGCAUAAGACCAAGUCAGCAAAGAAGAAAUGCCUUUGGUUGGGCGUAGAAGGUCUUGAAGCUGCCAAAGAUGAAGACAGCAAUGAAGAUACUGAUGACAGCAGUGAUAUAAGUGAUGAUUCAGAUGAGUCUAGCUCUUCCUCAGUCGAACCACUGGGAAAUGCAGACCGAUCUGGUGACUUUUCCAGCCACAGUAGUUUUGAGGAACGACCAGGGUGUGUUCUAGAUGAAUAUAUCUCUAAAGAGAUUUCUGCCGAGAGUAACAGCUGCAUUAAAGUGACAGAGGAGAAUAAAAGCGAUUGUAAGGAGAGUACUCAUGAAAUUACAUCUGCUAAAUAUGCAGAUAGCGCUGUAGAGACCUCGGUGCAGAAGGAAGACCGGUGUAGUGAAGUCACAGCAGAGGAAAAUGAGUGUAAGGAGACCCCUUCAAGUAACAAAGCUACAAAUGAGAAAAGUCAAAAUAAAGAAGGCAUUAUUAAUGAAACAUCUGUACAUUGUUCAGAGCUGGCGGAUGGUCAUGCUGCCAAAACAGAGGAGGAUAAAACCAUCUUGAAGACCAAAGAGGAUGCAGAGAUGGUUGUGAAUUCCAGUACUGAGAAUGGCCGAAAUAGCCAAGUGUCCAUUUCUGAUUCUGGACCACUUGAUUUGAUGUUUUUCAACUCUGCAGCGGAGCUGGAAACCCUAGGUUUGGAAAGACUCAAAGCUGAACUGAUGCACUUGGGUUUGAAAUGUGGGGGUACACUACAGGAGCGCACAUCAAGACUUUUCAGUGUCAGGGGACUCUCAAAAAAUCAGAUCGAUCCAAGACUGUUUGCCAAACCUCCCAAAGGGAAAAAAUAAAACAGAAUUGUUUAAAUUUGUAUGAUUCUGAAAAUUAUAGUAGGUAAAAUUAAUUUAUGUAAGUUUUUAUCAUAGUAAUUAUUUUGGAGGCUACUUUUUAAACGUCGUACUGUUUGUUGGCAGUGUACAAGAUGGAACUUUGACUUGGUUUUGACAAUAGGUGGACCCAUUGUAUUUACCAGCAUAUCUAUCCAGUUACAAACAUAAAUAAAGCAAUAUAUAUUUUUAUUAA
Molecule: messenger RNA, 1771 nt
Organism: Protopterus annectens (West African lungfish)
Lineage: Eukaryota; Metazoa; Chordata; Ceratodontiformes; Protopteridae
Gene: SDE2
Product: SDE2 telomere maintenance homolog
Exons: 7
Coding region: 121-1539 (472 amino acids)
Cellular component (GO): nucleus
Source: RefSeq, a predicted model, not a curated record